Jaculus jaculus (lesser Egyptian jerboa) is the source of this 3541-nucleotide messenger RNA. RefSeq names its product F-box protein 34 (gene Fbxo34). The coding region runs from base 421 to 2565 and encodes 714 amino acids. The record is from RefSeq and is a predicted model, not a curated record. The transcript has 5 exons. NCBI's taxonomy places the organism in Eukaryota, Metazoa, Chordata, Mammalia, Rodentia, Dipodidae. Gene Ontology annotation, molecular function: protein binding.
CAUCGGGCCGGUGCAGCCCCGGGGCCAGGCCCCGGGCCGGGGCAGGAGCACAGGUCCUUCAUUUUGGAAAUGUCAAAGAUGUGCCCUUUGUGUUUCAACCAGUCACCUUGGAUGUAAAUAAACUCAGUUCCUUUUACUUCGUUGAAAGAAAUCAAGAGACCCUACCUAGACAAAUCUCCGAACCCUUCAUUCCAGUGUCUCCCACACUCAGUCACUGGUGACCCAUGGCCCUUCACAACAACAGCCACCCUGAGUGCUGGACCCACAGCUCCUAACAAUGCUUUUUUUAGUGUUCCGUGGGAAGUGGAUGCAUUCUGUCAGUGCUUAAAGAGAUGUGAAGACGAGACUUUCCUUAUGCCUCUGCCUGUAUAGUUUGUUGCUGGAGUCACUGUUAUGUAAUGGUCAAGGGAAGAAGGCUGUAUGAGGGCAUCUGUUAUGCACCUAAAACCAUAUUGGAAAGUCCAGAAGAAAGAGGGCCCUCUGGAAGUCAGCAGGGACACUCUGAGAACUCCUAUGAGCCAACAGGAGACUGUCAAUGAUGAAAAGGACAAAGCCAGCCACAUGAAACCAGCUCUCUUUCCUUCAGCUUCUCUUGUCAAAGCAUCGUCUCGAAAGCCUUUUGGGGUCCUUUCUCCAAAUGUUCUGUGCAAUAUGAGUGGGAAGAGUCCUGUGGAGAGCAGCUUGAAUGUUAAGGCUAAAAAGAAUGCACCAUCUGCAACAAUCCACCAGGGUGAAGAAGAAGGACCACUUGAUAUCUGGGCUGUCGUGAAACCUGGAAAUACAAAAGAGAAAAUCGCAUUCUUUGCAGCUCACCAGUGUAGCUCCAGGCUGGGAUCUAUGAAAAUAAAAAGCUCCUGGGAUAUUGAUGGGAGAGCUACGAAAAGAAGGAAAAAGUCAGGAGAUCUUAAAAAAGCCAAGAUACAGUUAGAAAGGAUGAGGGAAAUGAAUGGCAGGUGCUACCAGCCUGAGCCAUUUGCAUGUGGCAUUGAGCACUGUUCUGUGCAUUGUGUGAGUGACAGUGGAGAUGGAGUCUGUGCUGGGCGGUCUCUGUCGGUGAUACAGAUGGUUGCCUUCCUUGAGCAAAGAGCCAGCGCUCUGCUAGCCAGCUGUGCGAAAACCUGCACAAAUGCACCUGCCAUCGUGAGGCUUUCUGGCCAGUCUAGAGGUGUAUCGUCUGCCCCUGACCCCUUCUCUGCCCCAGGAGAAGAACCCACGGAUAGGGUUGGUCUUGAGGCUGGCAAACCACAGAGUGAACCUGUCCGUGUCCUUGACAUGGUAGCUAGGCUGGAGUCGGAGUGCCUGAAACGGCAGAGCCAGCGGGAGCCCGGAAACUUGUCACGGAAUAACAGCUUCCGUCGAAAUGUAGGCAGGGUGUUGCUUACGAAUGGCACUCAGGCUGAGGAAGGCCAGAGAAAACGAGGCACCUCAGAGGCACCUGAUGCCCAGGUGGAUUCUGUGCAGUCUCUGUCUGUAAAAGGUGGACCCUCAACAGCUGAUCAUUGCUCCAUGGGGAACCAGGCUUGGGAUGGUGCGUCUCAGGGUUGUCCCUCACUGCCAGUGUGUGUGAGUUACCACAUGGACAGUGAAGAGUUAGAGCCAGGUCAGCAAACUGCCAUGAACAGCAGCAGCAGCAGCAGGUAUGAUGUGGAAAUGAUGGAUGAACUUGACGGAUUACCUUUUUCUUCUCCCACCUGUCGCCAAGUCACUGAACUGCCUACAGAUGUCAUCAGUUGUAUGAAUAGAGAGCUUGUGCCACUCACUAGCCAAAAUCCUGAGCAGAGAAGAAAAGAAUCUUUGUGUGUUAGCAUCACUGUGUCUCAGGUAGAGAAAGACCAUCCUCCUAGUUUAAACUCCCAGGAGGAACCUCUUCCAGGAAUGUUGUUUUUUUUGUCGCCUGGUCAGGAACAGCUAGAAUAUGCCGAGUUGAAUGAAAGCACAGCCCAGGCUUCUUCAGAGGCCAGCCAGCUUCAUGAUGCUGAGAGUGAUCACGCAUCCCAAGAGAAAGGUGUUCUGACUGAGCCUGGACCACCAGCCUCAGUGGUAGAAAGCACAUUACCGGUGCUUGAGGCAUCCAGUAGUAAGAAGCAAGUGUCGCAGGAUUUUUUGGAGACUAGGUUUAAGAUCCAACAGCUUCUGGAGCCUCAGCAGUACAUGGUGUGUCUGCCCCACCACAUCAUGGUGAAAAUCUUCAGGUUACUUCCUACCAGGAGUUUGGUGGCUCUUAAAUGUACCUGCUGCUAUUUCAAGUUUAUCAUUGAAUAUUACAACAUUAGGCCAGCAGAUUCUCGCUGGGUUCGAGACCCACGCUACAGGGAGGAUCCUUGCAAGCAGUGUAAGAAAAAGUAUGUGAAAGGGGAUGUAUCCCUAUGCCGGUGGCACCCCAAGCCCUACUGCCAGGCCCUGCCCUAUGGGCCUGGGUACUGGAUGUGCUGCCACCGGUCUCAGAAGGGCUUUCCUGGAUGCAAGCUGGGGCUACACGACAAUCACUGGGUCCCUGCCUGCCACAGCUUUAAUCGGGCAAUCCAUAAGAAGGCAAGAGGGAGUGAAGCCGAGGAGGAGUACUGACUCCGUGAGAGGCAAAGGACUGAUUUCUAACACUGCAGACCGCCCAGGCAGAGCAAGUGUUUGCUGCUUCAGCCUCACUCUUUCGGGAACCCAUGUGUCCACCGGGACUGCCACCGUACAGGAAAGUUGGUCCCACGGUUUCAGAGUGGUGCCUCAUAUACUUGGUUCAGGGUGGCAUCUCGUGGCUUGACUCACCAGGCUGUGAAUAACUCUCCUGUUUUCCCCAUCCUUAAAGGAUGAAGCCACAUCGCCAUGAAGGAGGUUGAUUUUGCUGCAGGCAGUCCCACAAAGGGGCUCCAGAAAUGCUUCCCUACUCACACUGUAUGUGAAAUGAGCGAAAAGCAAAGCAAAACCUUUGGGUUUGCCUAAAAAGAGAAAGUCAGGCACCUUACCUUAGACCUUGUAUGCUUGGUCCUGUGAGAUUGAUGUCUGUGGGUGGAGAUGGAUUUUAUGCCCUGUGAUGUUUACAGUGUAUAUAAUGGUUGUGUUUUCAUAGGGCUGUGUAAGUGCACAUUAAACCUGAGCGCCUUUACCUUUAGAUGAGUGCUUUGGCCCCUCUGUAAAUAACAUGAAUAAAAUCCAGUUGUAUAUGAUGGACAGCUUACUAAACAACAUAACCACCACAAUGCAGCUAGGAUAGUGUUGCAGCUAUAAUUGUGUGUUUUUAAGUUGCUUCCUCCAAACUUGUACAUCCUGUAUAAUAUAUGAAUGUUUCCCAAAUAAACUAUGAAUGUUUCCUGUAUAAUAUAUGAAUGUUUCUGAGAAGAAACUCUAAAUAGCUAAGAAGAGGUGAACUUGGUCAAAGGAUACCAAAUAAUGGUUUAACUGAACAACUUAAAACGGACAAAGAGAACAAUCCUUUAUGUUUUAGUGAGCCACUGAGAGUAAGACUUGACAGACUAUAGAUUAUAACAUUGUCUAUCCUUUGGCUGGCUACAAUUUUUUUAAAACUUCAAUAAAAAGUGUUUUAAGUGGG